This is a messenger RNA of Aspergillus mulundensis, 1020 nucleotides long. RefSeq names its product WD40 repeat domain-containing protein. Gene Ontology annotation, cellular component: catalytic step 2 spliceosome. The transcript has 4 exons. The record is from RefSeq and is a predicted model, not a curated record. Lineage: Eukaryota; Fungi; Ascomycota; Eurotiomycetes; Eurotiales; Aspergillaceae. Gene Ontology annotation, molecular function: protein binding. Bases 1 to 1020 code for a protein of 339 amino acids. Gene Ontology annotation, biological process: mRNA splicing, via spliceosome.
AUGACUGCGACAGGGAGCUUCCCCUCGCAGUUAGUCCACACCCUCAAGACACAUCAUGGACCCGUGAACGCCGUGACAUUUUCAGGUGGCCCUGGAGCGUACAUUCUAACGGGGUCAACCGAUCGCGCCGUGCAUCUUACCCGCGCCAUUCCGAACAGCAGCAAUACCUCGGUCGUCGAGACGACAUCGCCGAUUCAGAAGUACGAGGCCCACGGUUAUUCGGUGCUAGACAUCGCCGUUGCUUCGGACAAUUCGAAAUUUGCGAGCGUCGGAGGAGACCGACAGGUUUUUCUGUGGGAUGUUGAGCAGGGAAUCACCGUGAGGCGAUGGGGUGGGCAUAACGCGAGGGUGGAAGCGGUGCAGUUUGCGGGGGAAGAUGAUGCGGUUGUUGUGUCUGGCAGCGCAGAUACUACGAUUAACAUCUGGGACGGUCGCUCGAACUCUCAUAAACCAAUCCAGACGCUUACCGAGGCCGGCGAUACCGUCUCGUCGCUACAUGUGCAUAUGCCCACUUACUCUAUCGCGAGUGGGAGCUAUGAUGGCCGUGCGCGAGUCUAUGACAUCCGCAUGGGCCGGACCACGGUGGAUGUCCUCGGGAACCCGAUCACGAGCGUGCGGUGCUCUGCAGACGGGAACGCGCUUCUAAUGUCUACACUCGACAGUCGAAUCCGGAUGCUUGAUCGCGACGACGGGAAGCUCUUGAAGGCCUUCGGUUCCGAAGACAGCACCAAACAGUCACCAAUAUCACGCGAAAAGCCUGCUCCGUAUCGCAACAUGGAGCUGCGCAUUCGGUCCGUAUUCGCAAAAGGCGACGCCGUUGUCCUCAGCGGCAGUGAGUCAGAUAAAGACGAUCGCUCCGCACAGGCACACAUCUUCGCCUGGGACAUACUGAGUGGCGAUGUCAUUGCGUCGAUUCCAGCUGGGGAAAGGGUGAAGGCUGUAAGCUGUGUAGCGUGGAACGAGAAAGGGAAAUGCUGGGCAGGUGGAUGCUCUGACGGAACCGUCAAAGUAUAUCGGUAA